CCAGCUAUUGUCAUUUCUGGAGGAAAUGGUAAUAGCUGGCUGUGAGUAAUACACUAUCUGAAGAUGAGAACAAACACCAGAAAUAGGAAGCUUUCACUGAAAAAAAAAAAGAUACAGACCCUGUGUUAAAGAGAGAAGUUAUUCCGCUCGUAGGUUUCAUUCAGCUUCAAUAUUUACCUCAGUAAUGGAGCGCAUUCUGUUUCUGGCUCUUCUUUCAGGCAUCCAGGGAAAAGACAUCUGGGGUCCCGCGGUCGUCACGGGCCGCAAGGGCGAGUCUCUGUCUUUCUGCUGCGGGUACGACGAAGUCUACACCCGCAAGGAAAAGUACUGGUGCCGAGGGGAGAGCUUUAGUUCGUGCCGCACCGUGGUGACGAGCUUAGGCCCGCGAAGUGGACGCACCUCUCUCGAGGACCACAGAGGUAGCAGAAAGUUUUGCGUCACCAUAAAAGACCUCACAGUGCAGGACAGUGGGGCGUACUGGUGUGCCAUGGACUUAUGGAUAGCCGACAGUCACGUGGCUGUUGCUCUCAGCGUCGAUGCAGCGAGACCAGUGACCCCAUCGAAACCAAGCACAGCGAGCCCCACGACUAAACCAGCGACCACAAUCGCACCCAGCCCCUCUGCGGGCCCCCCCGCGGCGACUAGCGCGGCGACUCUGGAGCCCCCAACCACCCCGCCGUCACGGAGAAACGAAACCGGCUCAAAGAGGCCAGAGGAGCCCAGCACAUUAACCAUCCUGAGCAUUUCUACAGGUCUCCUGCUCCUCUUCCUGUGUCUGGCCUGCGUCAUGGCCACCGUCUGGAGACGUACUGGAAGCAGAGGCGAGCUGGAGGGGAAAGGGGACAGUUCAAAGUCAUUUGCCGAGGCCACCGAGAUACAGUACGCUGAAGUAACUGUCAAUACGAGAAGUCAGCCCCUGAGUGACUUCGUCAUAUAUGGCAAUUUGUAUUUUCACACAAUUGCUGAAGAUCGGUCACAAGAGGGCAGUGUUGAGUACGCUGCGGUCAAACGCUGAAGAAUCUCCGGUAUAAGUGGAAGAGGAAGAGCGCAAGAGAAUCUGGAAUAAUCUUCUCCAGCGCUGAAAAGAUGCUUCAUUUUCUCUAAAAGAGGGAGUGAUGUUCUUCAAGCAUAAAUGUGUGGCAUUUAAAAAAUGUAUAUAACCUUUAUUUGCUGCAAGAAAAAAAAAGUGAUGUGAUCUUUCAAAUGUAUUUUUUAUAUUUGUAAAAUAUUUAUUCUGUAUUAUACAGCCCCGAGGACUGAAGGCACAGGUGCUGAUAUCUGAUAUUUAUUUUUAUUCUGUUUGAAGAUGGGGGGCCUCAUCUUCACCAAGUACAGUUGAUUAGAGUCCAGUCUAAUGAACUUUUAAAUGUUUCUCUUAAAGCAGGUGUGAUCAGCUUUGGCACAGUGCCAAUUUGACGGGACUUUGGGCGUGUUUUUGAGUUUCUUUAGAAAUGAAGUCACACAACGGUUCUGCCAGCCCUUCCUUCGUUUUUCCUGUUCUUUUUUCUUUUUUACUUUUUUGUCUUAAUGUCUAAGAUUCUGUCUCAGUUGUUUCAAAACCUGUUUGUUUGGUUUGGAAAGCAAUGGUCAGAGUUUUCAUGUUUGUGUUUUUUUUUAAAUGGUAUGGUUUUAUCAAAGCUUCCUUGUCUGUUUUAAAAGUGUAUAGCAGCAGACUGUAUACAGUAGCAGAUAAUGAUCUCCUUUGGUUUUGCCCGUUUGGGUAGUCUUACACUUCUUUGACUCAAGUGUAAAAUGAUGAUCAAGUUAAGUGCACUGGACCCAAUUUCACUUCUUCCAAGUCGGUAUUGUUACUUUUUGUCAUGUCUCCAUUUGCAUCAGUCCAAAAACUGUGUAGGACUAGCCUUUACUGCUUGGAGUGAUUGAAAUCUUCAGUGGAAUGCUAAAAUAAAUAUUUAGCCUGUGAA
Anguilla rostrata (American eel) is the source of this 1925-nucleotide messenger RNA. Its product is annotated as CMRF-35-like molecule 4. Gene Ontology annotation, biological process: platelet activation. Gene Ontology annotation, cellular component: plasma membrane. The coding region runs from base 185 to 1015 and encodes 276 amino acids. The record is from RefSeq and is a predicted model, not a curated record. Gene Ontology annotation, molecular function: transmembrane signaling receptor activity. NCBI's taxonomy places the organism in Eukaryota, Metazoa, Chordata, Actinopteri, Anguilliformes, Anguillidae. The transcript is spliced from 6 exons.